Molecule: messenger RNA, 546 nt
Organism: Rodentolepis nana
Lineage: Eukaryota; Metazoa; Platyhelminthes; Cestoda; Cyclophyllidea; Hymenolepididae
Source: the annotation of a GenBank genome assembly
UUGAAAUUUGUAUUAAUUUCUCAGGUAAGUUCAUCUCAGAAAGUCCACGAGAAUUUCCGUUGCUGGAUAACAACGGAGCCACAUCCCAAAUUUCCAAUUGCACUUUUACAAAUUAGCACAAAAUUCACGUUUGAUCCACCAAUGGGAAUUCGAGCGGGACUUCUCCGUACUUAUGCUAUGAUUGGCCAGGAGGGUGAGGACCAAUUAGAGGCAAGCAGUGCUGUCCAAUGGAAACCACUGCUCUAUGCAGUUUCUUUUCUCCAUACCAUUGUUCAAGAGAGACGCAAAUUCGGACCGAUAGGGUGGAACAUUCCCUAUGAGUUCAAUCAAGCAGAUUUCACUUCAACUGUUCAGUUUAUUCAGAAUCAUUUGGAUGAUAUGGAUGCGCAUAAGUGCUUGAGUUCACCUGAUAAGCUGACUUGGCAGGGUAUAUCUUGGGCGACUCUCCGAUACAUGAUCAGCGAGGUCCAAUAUGGUGGGCGAGUCACUGAUGAUUACGAUAAGCGUCUACUCAACACCUACGUGCAAGUGUGGUUUACAGAUCGU